AUUCGUCUCUCCUCUCUCUCUCUCUCUCACUCUUUCGAUGGCGAUUUUCUUCUUCGCUAUCUUUUCCAGUUCUUGGAGUUUCUUGCGAAUCUGUUCCUCAUUUAUUAGUUUCUGUUUCUCCCUUCUGAUUUCUACGUUUACCCACCCAGUGAACCCAAUGCCAGAAACCCUAGUUUUUCUACAUUUACAUGUUUCUUGUUGAUUCCACGCGUGGAACGUUCGGUUUUGUAGAAAAGGCUGCAUCUUUCCUGUUUUUCUUUGACGCUCUGUAACAUUUUCCGGUCUAUGUUUUUUCUUUGAUUGCUAGUCAUGGUUUAGUGUAGCCUCUGAAUUUUCUUUUCUUGGUUUUUUGGAUUUUUCUAUUGGCUUCAGAUGGGUUCGGUGUUUCAAUCGGCGUUGAUUCGAUUGACAUCACACAGAUCUUAACUUUUCACUUCAGGGACAGCGAGGAAUCCGCCAUCAAUGAGGAGAAGUUGCUGAUCACGGCGGAACUCCUCCGUCUCUUCUUGUCUCUGCCUUGUCACAGUGAGAAAUCUGCCUGGUUUCUCAGGUAACCUCGCUCUAUCACGCAUCAAAUUCUGCAAAGCUUGAAUAUCUUGUAAGUUUCGCGAAUAUAGACAUUGUACGGUAUAUUUUGACUAACUGCGUGAAGAAUUGGAGUGUUCGUCACAUCUCUGUGUCAAUCGUUGAUUAAUUAUUUCUCUUUUGCAAUUUGAGUUUCUGGUAAUAUUCAGCAGUAAUGGGGGUCUAGGCUUUCCUUAGAGACAUACAUCGGUUCAUGAGUUCCUCUCGUACAUUGAGAAAGUAGACAUUUGACUGGAACGAAACAGGCAAAGGAAGAAGGUAAGGGGUGCUUCUCUUUGUUUCUUGAUCUCCUACAAUUCAAGAAACUCUACCAUAUUGAUAACUAUUUUGUGAAUCUGGAGCACAAUCCGAGAGUGGUUAUCCCAUGCAUGAGUGCUGCAGUCCACAAGGUGACCCGGGACCUGAAAGCAGUUGCAAGUAGCGGCAUCCAUUUCUCCUCGAGUAAUUUCAUUUGAGUUGAUCUUGAAGUUGUAUCUGGUCCGAUUCCUACAUAUGUCAAUUGAAAGUCUCUGCUUAAGGUUUGGUUAGUUAGAGUGUAGAUGUCGGUAUGAUUUUUUUAAAGCGGAUAUCUGAAUUUUUAGGUGAUUGAGAAGUUUCCGCAUGUCAAGCAUUACAGACAGUUCAAAGUUGCUUUGGAUUUGGAUGUCAGAGAUCUUGUCAAAAUCCAGUCCAGUUAGAUGUUUCUUACAUUGACAGUUAUAAUCUUUAACUGUGUUUCAUUCCGUAGUACUCUUCUUCUCCUCUACUGUUGUUUCCCACUUUUUGGUAUCCUGGCAGCAACUAGGUGCACAUUAUACAGAAGAAGCUAUCUCUCUUCGCCUUUGGGCCCCUACUGCUCAAGUACUAUAUUGUUGGUUAAAAUUGUUUGGUAUAUAUGAGCUUCUUGUGAGGGAUUUCAGGUAAUUCCACUAUAUUUGUGCUUAUAGUUUUCUUGGUUAGUCAUAAAUCUGCAAAAACUAUAUGCAUCUCUCUCUCUUUUCCUUUGAUGCCCAGAGCAUGGAUUUCUUAAUGAGAACACAACAAAGACCUUACUUUUAUCCCCUGUAAUUAGCUCAGUUUCUCUCUGUGCUUGUGUAAUUUCUCGCUUGUCUGAUUGUUUCUUGUUAUUUCAGUGCCGAUGAUCAUUUUGUAGAUCCUGAAGUUAACGGUGGUACAAAUGUCAAUAUUCUUGUGUACUAGUUCUGUAAUGAGUUAGCAUGUGACGAAUGGAGUUUGUAUGUUGUUCCAACUGGUCAAAGGCGACAUUCAUGUUAUAUUUGUUGGUUAAAUUUAGAGAAUGCUACAUUUAAUAGCAUAAACUCAUUCAAGAAUGCAAUGUCCACUAUAAUGAACUGUUUCUUUGUUUUUUUUUCCUUUUUUUCCGUUGAAAUUGAGCUAUUCUUUUUGUGUUGCUGCUUUUGCCAGGUGACCCUGAAAUGGAAAAAAAGCAAGCUGUUGCAAGCAGCGGCAUCCAUUUCCCCUCGAGGAAUUUAUGUUUAUGCAAGAAAUCAAGCAUAGAAUACAAAACAAGCUUCACCUGAAUGUUGGCUCUGAAGAUCCAAUUGCGACAGAAACGAUGCUAGAAAGAAUCACCAAGAACCAGGAGAAUAUAUAGUGGAGACUUUGCAGAGCAGUUCAAAAUGUUCCAUAAUCAGCUUAAGGAUUUCUUCAAUGCUGGAAGGUAUGUGCCAUUAGUUUCUUCGAAAUCAUAUAUAUUUUUCAUCUGGAGUUGUGUUGUGUGAUUGUCCCAUGUAUUAAAUGCUUCCCUCUGUAUCAUGUUGCUGGCUCACGGAGCAACUUGAUUACAAUCGAGCAUCUAUGGAUGAGAGAGGUUUUUCUGAUCUUAAUCUGUUUUCAGAAUGCAAACGGGUUCACCAUCUUAGUUGCAAUCAUAUAUAAUUGGCUUUGCUGGUAUGUUCUCUAGUAUAACAUCCAGGUACAAUUAUUUGUCGGUAUAAAGAUGACAUGCAAAACCAAUAUAACAUGAUUUUGGAGUCUUUGGACACACUCAGGAUUUUGGGAGAUAAGAUUCCAGAAAACAAAUAUCAACCCAUGAUUUUUUUUUAUUAAUUCAGUGCAUUUAUGCAGAGGUCUGUAAUUAUAAAGUUUUUUAAUCUGGCUGAUAAUGAAAUACGUAUUUUCACUUGACUCUGUUGGGAGACUCGGCUGAUGUUUUGGAGUUGAUCAAAACAAUGCAUUCCCUGAAUUAUCCGAGAGAAGAAAUUGUGAAGGGCCUUGGAAGUGGCUUGCGAAAUGGUGCUCCGGAUGCUGCCAUUGCAAUGCGACGGAAGUGGCACAUCUGUGAGAUUGGUCUGGAGGACUACCUUUCUGUUCGUUUGGGUUUGGAUGUUAGAGAUCUUGUCAAAAGCCAGUUAGCCAUUUCUUGCUUUGACACCGAAGGAUGGCUAAUCGAGGGAACCGGGUUGCAACUACCUGGUGUCUUGGACAAAUUAAUCUCCUAUGACGGUCCUCUAGGUGCACAUUAUACAGAAGAAGCUAUCUCACUUCACCUUUGGGUUCGUACUGCUCAAGUUAUGUUCUUUGUUAAAAUUCUUUGGUAUAUAUGAGCUUCAUGGGAGGGAUUUCAGGUGACCCUAGACUGGGAAAAAGCCAGCUGUUGCAAGCAGUGGCGGCGUCCAUUCCCCCUCGGCGUCCAUGGGAGGGAUUUUUGUUGGUAAAUUUUAGAGAAUGCUACACUUAAUAGCAUAAUCUCACUCGAGAAUGCAAUGUCCAUUUCCCCUUGAGGAAUUUAUGUUUGUGGUAAUGAGGUGACCAUGGACCUGAGAGCUGUUGAGGAAUGUUAUUUCAGUUGACCUUGAAGCUAUAUCUGAUCCGCUUUCUACAUAUGUCAAUUGUGAAGUCUCUGCUUAAGGUUUGGUUUGGUUCAUAAGAGUGUAGAUGUCGGCGUGAUUUUUUUAAAGCCGAAAAUCUGAAUGUUUAGGUGAUUGAGAAGUUUCCUCAUAUCAAUUGUGAAGUCUCGCAAGUUUAUGACAAUGGUUGGUGUUGUCCCGGUGGAUGAUUGUUGUUGAACUACUGAAUGGUAAAAUUGAAGUACUUGAAACGAAGGAUGCUUCCGGGUGAAACCCUAUGGAAACCUGGUCUGUUCUAUCGGGAAGGAUAUGGUGGCUAAACAGAUCUUGGAAUAGGAACGCUAUCUGUUAAUUGUCGCGAAAAAUAAUGCAAAAUAUGCAUUCUCAAAUGAGAUGGUCUGUUUUGUAUUGGGAAUAAUGGCUAAACAGACCAUCGAAUAGAACGCUAUGUGUGACAUGUCCCGAAACAUAAUGAAAAAUCUGUAUUAUCAAAUAAGUUGCAAGUACAAGGUCUAUUCUAUUGAAAUAAUGGCUAAAUAGACCCUGGAAUGGGAACGCUAUCUGUUACAUGGCCCAACAUAAUGAAAAACCUGUAAUAUCAAAUGAGAUGCAAAUACAUGGUCUGUUCUAUCGGGAAUGAUAUGAUGGCUAAAUAGACCUUGGAAUGGGAACACUAUCUGUUAAAUGUCCCGAAACAUAAAGCAAUGGUCUGUUUUCUAUUGGGAAUAACGACUAAACAGACCCUCGAAUGGGAACGCUAUCUGUUACAUGUCCCGAAACACAAUGAAAAAUAAGUAUUAUCAAAUGAGUUGCAAUUACAUGGUCUAUUCUUUUGAAAUAAUGGCUAAAUAGACCCUGGAAUGGGAACACUAUCUGAUACAUGUCCGAAACAUAAUGAAAAACCUGUAAUCUCAAAUGAGAUGCAAAUACAGGGUCUGUUCUAACGGGAAUAAUAUGAUGUCUAAACAGACCUUGGAAUGAGAACGCUAUCUGUUAAAUUUUCCGAAACAUAAUGCAAAAGUAUGCAUUCUCAAAUGAGAUGGUCUGUUUUCUGUUGGGAAUAACGGCUAAACAGACCCUCGAAUGGGAACUCUAUCUGUGACAUGUCCCGAAACAUUAUGAAAAACAUGUAUUAUCAAAUGAGUUGCUAAGUACAGGGUCCGUUCUAUUGAUAUAAUGGCUAAAUAAACUCUGGUAUGGAAACACUAUCUGUUAUAUGUCCCAAAACAUAAUAAAAAACAUGUAAUCUCAAAUGAGAUGCAAUCUAUCGGGAAGGAUAUGAUGGCUAAACAGAUCUUGGAAUAGGAACGCUAUCUAUUAAUUGUCGCGAAAAAUAAUGCAAAAGUGUGCAUUCUCAAAUGAGAUGGUCUGUUUUCUAUUGGGAAUAACGGCUAAACAGACCAUCGAAUGGAACGCUAUCUGUGAUUGUCCCGAAACACAGUGAAAAAUAAGUAUUAUCAAAUGAGUUGCAAUUACAGGGUCUAUUCUAUUGAAAUAAUGGCUAAAUAGACCCUGGAAUGGGAAUGCUAUCUGUUACAUGUCAUGAAACAUAAUGAAAAACGUGUAAUCUCAAAUGAGAUACAAAUACAGGGUGUGUUCUAACAGGAAUAAUAUGAUGUCUAAACAGAUCUUGAAUGGGAACGCUAUCUGCUAAAUGUUCCGAAACAUAAUGCAAAAGUAUGCAUUUUCAAAUGAGAUGGUAUGUUUUCUAUUAGGAAUAACGGCUAAACAUACCCUCGAAUGGGAUUGCUAUUUAUGACAUAUCCCGAAACAUAAUGGAAAACAUAUAUUGUCAAAUGAGUUGCAAGUACAAGGUCUGUUUUAUUGAUAUAAUGACUAAAUAGACUCUGGAAUGGGAACGCUAUCUGUUACAUGUCCCGAAACAUAAUGAAAAACCUGUAAUAUCAAAUGAGAUGCAAAUACAGGGUCUGUUCUAUCAGGAAGGAUAUGAUGGCUAAAUAGACCUUGGAAUAGGAAUGCUAUAUGUUAAAUGUCGCGAAACAUAAUCCAAAAAUAUGCCUUGUCAAAUGAGAUGGUCUGUUUUCUAUUGGAAAUAAUGGCUAAACAGCCCAUCGAAUGGAACACUAUUUGUGUCUGUCCCGAAACACAAUGAAAAUUCAGUAUUAUCAAAUGAGUUGCAAGUACAUGGUCUAUUCUAUUGAAAUAAUGGCUAAAUAGACCCUGGAAUGAGAAUACUAUCUGUUAAAUGUCCCGAAACAUAAUGAAAAACCUGUAAUCUCAAAUGAGAUUAAAAUACAGGGUGUGUUCUAACAGGAAUAAUAUGAUGUCUAAACAGACCUUGAAUGGGAACUCUAUCUGUUAAAUGUCCCGAAACAUAAUGCAAAAGUAUGCAUUCUCAAAUGAGAUGGUAUGUUUUCUGUUGGGAAUAACGGCUACACAGACCCUCGAAUGGGAACUCUAUCUGUGACAUGUUCCGAAACAUAAUGAAAAACAUGUAUUAUCAAAUAAGUUGCAAGUACAUGGUCCGUUCUAUUGAUAUAAUGGCUAAAUAGACCGUGGAAAGGGAACGCUAUCUGUUACAUGUCGCGAAACAUAAUAAAAAACAUGUAAUAUCAAAUGAGAUGCAAAUACAGGGUCUGUUCUAUCGGGAAGGAUAUGGUGGCUAAACAGAUCUUGGAAUAGGAACGCUAUCUGUUAAUUGUCGCGAAAAAUAAUGCAAAAUAUGCAUUCUCAAAUGAGAUGGUCAGUUUUCUAUUGAGAAUAAUGGCUAAUUAGACCAUCGAAUGAAACGCUAUAUGUGGCAUGUCCCGAAACAUAAUAAAAAAUCUGUAUUAUCAAAUAAGUUGCAAGUACAACAAGGUCUAUUCUAUUGAAAUAAUGGCUAAAUAGACCCUGGAAUGAGAACGCUAUCUGUUACAUGGCUCGAAACAUAAUGAAAAACCUGUAAUAUCAAAUGAGAUGCAAAUACAUGGUCUGUUCUAUCGGGAAUGAUAUGAUGGCUAAAUAGACCUUGGAAUGGGAACUCUACCUGUUAAAUGUCCCGAAACAUAAUGCAAUGGUCUGUUUUCUAUUGGGAAUAACGACUAAAUAGACCCUCGAAUGAGAACGCUAUCUGUUACAUAUCCCGAAACAUAAUGAAAAGCUUGUAUUAUCAAAUGAGUUGCAAAUAUAGGGUCUGUUCUAUUGAUAUAAUGGCUAAAUAGACACUGGAAUGGGAACGAUAUCUGUUACAUGUCUCGAAACAUAAUGAAAAACCUGUAAUCUCAAAUGAGAUGCAAAUACAGGGUAUGUUCUAACGGAAAUGAUAUGAUGUCUAAACAGACAUUGGAAUGGGAACACUAUCUGUUAAAUGUCCUGAAACAUAAUGCAAAAGUAUGCAUUCUCAAAUGAGAUGGUAUGUUUUCUGUUGGGAAUAACAGCUAAACAGACCAUCGAAUGGGAACUCUAUCUGUGACAUGUCCUAAAACAUAAUGAAAAACUUGUAUUAUCAAAUGAGUGCAAAUAUAUGGUCUGUUCUAUUGAUAUAAUGGCUAAAUAGACACUGGAAUGGGAACGAUAUCUGUUACAUGUCCCGAAACAUAAUGAAAAACCUGUAAUCCCAAAUGAGAUGCAAAUACAGGGUCUGUUCUAACGGGAAUGAUAUGAUGUCUAAACAGACCUUGGAAUGGGAACGCUAUCUGUUAAAUGUCCCGAAAUAUAAUGCAAAAGUAUGCAUUCUCAAAUGAGAUGGUCUGUUUUCUGUUGGGAAUAACGACAAAACAGACCAUCGAAUGGGAACUCUAUCUGUGACAUGUCCUGAAACAUAUUGAAAAACCUGUAUUAUCAAAUGAGUUGCAAGUACAGGGUCCGUUCUAUUGAUAUAAUGGCUAAAUAGACCGUGGAAUGGGAACGCUAUCUGUUACAUGUCGCGAAACAUAAUAAAAAACCUGUAAUCUUAAAUGAGAUGCAAAUACAGGGUCUGUUCUAUCGGGAAGGAUAUGAUGGCUAAACAGAUCUUGGAAUAGGAACGCUAUCUGUUAAUUGUCGCGAAAAUUAAUGCAAAAGUAUGCAUUCUCAAAUGAGAUGGUCUGUUUUCUAUUGGGAAUAACGGCUAAACAGACCAUCAAAUGGAACGCUAUCUGUGACUGUCCCGAAACACAAUGAAAAAUAAGUAUUAUCAAAUGAGUUGCAAUUACAGGGUCUAUUCUAUUGAAAUAAUGGCUAAAUAGACCCUGGAAUGGGAAUGCUAUCUGUUACAUGUCAUGAAACAUAAUGAAAAACGUGUAAUCUCAAAUGAGAUACAAAUACAGGGUGUGUUCUAACAGGAAUAAUAUGAUGUCUAAACAGAUCUUGAAUGGGAACGCUAUCUGUUAAAUGUCUCGAAACAUAAUGCAAAAGAAUGCAUUCUCAAAUGAGAUUGUCUGUUUUCUAUUGGGAAUAAUAGCUAAACAGACUCUCGAAUGGGAACUCUAUCUGUGACAUAUCCUGAAACAUAAUGAAAAACCUGUAUUAUCAAAUGAGUUGCAAGUACAAGGUCUGUUCUAUUGAUAUAAUGGCUAAAUAGACCGUGGAAUGGGAACGCUAUCUGUUACAUGUCGCGAAACAUAAUGAAAAACCUGUAAUCUCAAAUGAGAUGCAAAUACAUGGUCUGUUCUAUCGGGAAGGAUAUGGUGGCUAAACAGAUCUUGGAAUAGGAACGCUAUCUGUUAAUUGUCGCGAAAAAUAAUGCAAAAUAUGCAUUCUCAAAUGAGAUGGUCUGUUUUCUAUUGGGAAUAAUGGCUAAACAGAACAUCGAAUGGAACGCUAUAUGUGACAUGUCCCGAAACAUAAUGAAAAAUCUGUAUUAUCAAAUAAGUUGCAAGUAUAAGGUCUAAUCUAUUGAAAUAAUGGCUAAAUAGACGCUAGAAUAGGAACGCUAUCUGUUACAUGGUCCGAAACAUAAUGAAAAACCUGUAAUAUCAAAUGAGAUGCAAAUACAUGGUUUGUUCUAUCGGGAAUGAUAUGAUGGCUAAACAGACCUUGGAAUGGGAACGCUAUCUGUUAAAUGUCCCAAAACAUAAUGCAAUGGUCUGUUUUCUAUUGGGAAUAACAACUAAACAGACCGUCGAAUAGGAACGCUAUCUGUUACAUGUCCCGAAACAUAAUGAAAAACAUGUAUUAUCAAAUGAGUUGCAAAUACAUGGUCUGUUCUAUUGAUAUAAUGGCUAAAUAGACACGGGAAUGGGAACGCUAUGUGUUACAUGUCCCGAAACAUAAUGAAAAACCUGUAAUCUCAAAUGCAAAUACAUGGUAUGUUCUAACGGGAAUGAUAUGAUGUCUAAACAGACAUUGGAAUGGAGAACGUUAUCUGUUAAAUAUCCCGAAACAUAAUGUAAAAGUAUGCAUUCUCAAAUGAGAUGGUCUGUUUUCUGUUGGGAAUAACGGCUAAACAGACCCUCGAAUGGGAACUCUAUCUGUGACAUGUCACGAAGCAUAAUGAAAAACCUGUAUUAUCAAAUGAGUUGCAAGUACAGAGUCUGUUCUAUUGAUAUAACGGCUAAAUAAACCCGGGAAUGAGAACACUAUCUGUUACAUGUCCCAAAACAUAAUAAAAAACCUAUAAUCUCAAAUGAGAUGCAAAUACAGGGUCUGUUCUAUCGGGAAGGAUACGAUGGCUAAACAGAUCUUGGAAUAGGAACGCUAUCUGUUAAUUGUCGCGAAAAAUAAUGCAAAAGUAUGCAUUCUCAAAUGAGAUGGUCUGUUUUCUAUUUGGAAUAACGGCUAAACAGACCAUCGAAUGGAACGCUAUCUGUGGCUGUCCCGAAACACAAUGAAAAAUUUGUAUUAUCAAAUGAGUUGCAAGUACAUGGUCUCUUCUAUUGAUAUAAUGGCUAAAUAGACCGUGGAAUGAGAACGCUAUCUGUUACAUGUCGCGAAACAUAAUGAAAAACCUGUAAUCUCAAAUGAGAUGCAAAUACAGGGUCUGUUCUAUCGGGAAGGAUAUGGUGGCUAAACAGAUCUUGGAAUAGGAACGUUAUCUGUUAAUUGUCGGGAAAAAUAAUGCAAAAUAUGCAUUCUCAAAUGAGAUGGUCUGUUUUCUAUUGGGAAUAAUGGCUAAACAGACCAUCGAAUGGAACGCUAUCUGUGACAUGUCCCGAAACAUAAUGAAAAAUCUGUAUUAUCAAAUGAGUUGUAAGUACAGGGUCUAUUCUAUUGAAAUAAUGGCUAAAUAGACUCUGAAAUAGGAACGCUAUCUGUUACAUGGCCCGAAACAUAAUGAAAAACCUGUAAUAUCAUGAGAUGCAAAUACAGGGUCUGUUCUAUCGAGAAUGAUGUGAUGGUUAAACAGGCCUUGGAAUGGGAACGCUAUCUGUUAAAUGUCCCGAAACAUAAUGCAAUGGUCUGUUUUCUAUUGGGAAUAACGGCUUAACAGACUCUCGAAUAGGAACGCUAUCUGUGACAUGUUCCGAAACAUAAUGAAAAACCUGUAUUAUCAAAUGAGUUGCAAAUACAGGGUCUGUUCUAUUGAUAUAAUGGCUAAAUAGACACUGGAAUGAGAACGUUAUCUGUUACAUGUCCCGAAACAUAAUGAAAAACCUGUAAUUUGUGGUUCUCAAGUAAGUGAUCCUUGGCCUUUCUCUCUUAUCAUUUUAGAUUAAUGCUUAUACAUGUUAUGAAAUAGUUUAGUUUUUUGAGUGUAUGGGAUCAUAUAACGGUGUAUAUAUAGGAAGACAUAGCAAAUGUGGUCUCCACGGUACUCUUCGUGUGGCAUCAAGACUUUAUUGCAUACUUCAUUUGGGUCGAGGCUACCUCUGAUACAGGGUCCUUCCUUUGUUUUCCUGGCUCCCGCUUUGGCAAUUGUAAACUCUCCGGAAUUCCAAGGACUUACUGGAAAUAACUUCAAGCAUAUUAUGAGGGAACUUCAAGGUGCUAUCAUAUUUGGUUCAGCUUUUCAAGCAAUUCUUGGAUAUAGUGGCCUGAUGUCACUGUUUUUGAAGUUGCUCAAUCCAGUAGUUAUUGCCCCAACGGUAGCUGCGGUUGGACUUUCCUUUUUCAGCUACGGUUUCCUGCUUGUUGGUAAAUGUAUUGAGAUUGGAGCUAUGCAGAUACUGCUGGUGGUUAUUUUUGCUCUUUACCUCUGGAAGAUCUCGGUUUUGGGUCAUCGAGUUUUCCUUAUUUAUGCGGUUCCGUUGGGGCUGGCAAUCACAUGGGCAGCCGCAUUUCUUUUGACAGCAGCUGGAGAGUACAGUUACAAGAGCUGUGAUCCGAACAUUCCGGCCUCGAACAUAGUGUCGAAUCCCUGCAGAAAACAUGUGUCUAGAAUGAAAUACUGCCGGGUUGAUACUUCUCAUGCAUUGAGAUCCGCCCCCUGGUUUAGGUUUCCCUACCCCUUACAAUGGGGUACCCCAGUUUUCAACUGGAAAAUGGCUCUUGUUAUGUGCUUGAUUUCCAUAAUUGCUUCUGUAGACUCGGUUGGUUCAUAUCAUGUUUCUUCUCUGCUAGUAGCAUCCAGGCCUCCAACUCCCAGUGUUGUGAGCCGAGUAAUCGGUCUCGAAGGUCUGACAAUUUUCUUAGCCGCUUGGGGUACAGGUACGGGUUCGACCUCCGUUACUGAAAAUGUGCAUACAAUUGCGGUGACCAAAAUGGGGAGCAGAAGAGCCUGGAGUUGGGUGCAUGUGUUUAGCUAUCUAGUUGUCAGCUCAGGUAAAGUUGGAGUCUUUAUUGCAUCGAUUCCUCAAGUCAUGGUUGCUUCCCUUCUUUGCUUUAUGUGGGCAAUGCUUACGGCUUUAGGUCUGUCCAAUCUACGUUAUAGUGAAGCUGGAAGUUCACGGAAUAUCAUCAUUGUCGGGUCGUUGCUCUUCUUCUCUCUUUCUGUCCCAGCCUACUUCCAGCAGUAUGGCUUAUCUCCAAACUCGAAGAUCGUUCCAAGUUAUUACCAACCGUAUAUCGUGGCUUCUCAUGGACCACUCAGAAGCCAAUAUAAUGGGGUGAACUACGUUAUGAACACGGUCCUAUCGAUGAAUAUGGUCAUUGCUUUCAUCGUGGCCGUAAUCUUAGACAACACAGUCCCGGGAAGCAAGCAAGAACGCAGAGUUUAUGUCUGGUCUGAUCACGAGGCUGCCACGAGAGAACCCGCCCUCGCCAAAGACUACGAGCUGCCAUUCCGGGUUGGUCGGUUUUUCAGAUGGGUCAAAUGGGUUGGCCUCUGAGGCUUACAAAGAGAGAAACUUGGUGUAAGUCUCUUACAAAGCUUAAAUGGGUAAAUACUUAGAUGAGAACCUCUUCUUUCUUUCCCUUUGUUGUCUCUCUCUCAGAAGCUUUCAACACCGUGGGACGUUUCUUGGGUCACAAGUUUGUCCAUUGGAGAGUUUUUUUUUUGGAUGAUUAGGGUAAAGACAAGAAGGUUUAGUUGCUGUUGUAAGUUGUAGAUUAUGAUCAAUGCUUUUGUAUCUAAGCCACUCCUUUUUUGGCUUUUUAUUUGUUGGGUAAUCAAUGAAAUAUUAUUAUAUGUUUCAAUUCAUAGGAGAAUUUCAGA
Molecule: messenger RNA, 11829 nt
Organism: Tarenaya hassleriana
Lineage: Eukaryota; Viridiplantae; Streptophyta; Magnoliopsida; Brassicales; Cleomaceae
Product: nucleobase-ascorbate transporter 12
Biological process (GO): transmembrane transport
Cellular component (GO): plasma membrane
Molecular function (GO): transmembrane transporter activity
Source: RefSeq, a predicted model, not a curated record